AAAAAAACUCACUAAAAACGAAGUUGAAUAGAUCUUAGUAUCUUACAUCUGACCACCGGAUGUCCGGAUACUUCAACUCACUGCAGCAAAAGAAAAUCACCAAGUCGCUGUUCGCCAUUAGACAGGAGCAAAAAAGACGACGAAGAAUACAGUUUACACUUAAACAUGGCUCCUCCAGCUCAUGCUCAACGAUCGCCUUCUCCUUCUCAGCCGUCUGGGAAAGGGGAAGUGUCAGACUUGAAGUUGCAGCUCCGGCAACUAGCCGGAAGCCGAACUCCUGGGGCUGAUGAUGCAAAGAGAGAGCUAUUCAAAAAGGUCAUCUCUUACAUGACUAUUGGGAUCGACGUGUCAUCGGUUUUUAGUGAAAUGGUUAUGUGCUCAGCGACCUCAGACAUAGUGCUAAAAAAGAUGUGUUACCUAUAUGUUGGGAACUAUGCAAAGUACAAUCCUGAUCUUGCACUUUUGACGAUAAAUUUUCUUCAAAGGGACUGUAAGGAUGAGGACCCAAUGAUUAGGGGUUUGGCUCUAAGGAGUUUGUGUUCGCUUCGAGUGGAAAAUUUGGUGGAGUACUUGGUUGGCCCAUUGGGUUCAGGGUUGAAGGAUUCAAACUGUUAUGUAAGGACAGUUGCUGCAUUAGGGGUCCUAAAGUUGUACCAUAUAUCUGCUUCAACUUGUGUCGAUGCAGAUUUUCCCACACUUCUUAAACAAUUGAUGCUUAAUGACCCAGAUUCACAGGUUGUUGCCAAUUGUUUGUCUUCCCUACAAGAGAUUUGGAUUUUGGAAGGAUCAAAAUCUGAGGAAGCAUCAAGGGACAGAGAGAUAUUGCUAAGCAAGCCAACUAUAUAUUACCUUUUGAAUAGGAUCAAGGAAUUUAAUGAAUGGGCGCAAUGUAUUGUCCUUGAGUUGGUUGCCAAAUAUGUGCCCUCAGAUAGUAAUGAGAUAUUUGACAUUAUGAAUGUUCUCGAAGAUAGGCUCCAACAUGCUAACGGAGCUGUUGUCUUAUCAACUAUCAAGCUGUUUCUACAGUUGACACUGUCCAUGACUGAUGUUCAUCAACAGGUAUAUGAGCGCAUUAAAGCCCCCCUACUUACACUAGUGAGCUCAGGAAGUCCAGAGCAAUCUUAUGCCGUAUUAAGCCACUUGCAUCUGCUAGUGAUGCGUGCACCUUAUGUAUUUUCAUCAGACUUCAAACACUUUUACUGCCAGUACAAUGAACCAUUUUAUGUGAAAAAGUUGAAGCUUGAGAUGUUAACUGCAGUGGCAAAUGAAAUCAAUACCUACGAAAUUGUGUCUGAACUGUGUGAGUAUGCUGCAAAUGUUGAUAUUCCUAUGGCAAGGGAAUCUAUCAGGGCUGUUGGUAAAAUUGCUUUACAACAAUAUGAUGUAAACGCUAUUGUUGACCGGCUGCUUCAGUUUCUGGAAAUGGAAAAGGAUCAUGUGACUGCUGAGGCUCUGGUACUUGUGAAAGAUCUUCUCCGAAAAUAUCCUCAAUGGAGUCAUGAUUGCAUAGCAGUUGUUGGGAAUAGUAGUAGCAAAAAUAUCCAGGAACCCAAAGCUAAGGCAGCACUUAUUUGGAUGCUAGGGGAGUAUGCUCAAGACAUGCAGGAUGCUCCUUACACAUUAGAAAGUCUUGUCGAGAAUUGGGAAGAGGAGCACUCCGCAGAGGUCCGCUUACAUUUACUAACAGCAGUAAUGAAAUGUUUCCUAAGACGACCACCAGAGACACGGAUGGCUUUGGGUGCUGCAUUGGCGGCUGGCAUUAGUGAUUUUCAUCAGGAUGUUCAUGAUAGGGCUUUGUUCUACUAUAGACUCCUUCAGUACAAUGUUUCUCUGGCAGAACGUGUGGUGAAUCCUCCAAAGCAAGCUGUUUCGGUUUUUGCCGAUACACAGAGUAGUGAAAUCAAAGAUCGCAUUUUUGAUGAAUUUAACAGUCUCUCUGUUGUAUAUCAGAAGCCCUCGUACAUGUUUACUGACAAGGAACAUAGAGGGCCAUUUGCCUUCUCAGAAGAACUUGAGCAUUUGUCUAUUGCGGAAGAGCCCACUGAUAAUAUGGCUUCAGUGGCUUCAGCUGAGUUAGUGAAUGCAAAUGACAAGGAUUUACUACCAAGUAUUUCAGAAAUAAAAGAAAGCAAAACACCUUGCAACAACUAUGGUUCAGAAUAUAAUACAAAUGCUACAGAGUCCCGUACGGAUCUUGUUUCCUUAGAUUACAAUUACAAAUCCACCGCUACUGCAUCUUCUACCAGUUUUGCCAUCGAUGACCUUCUAGGCUUAGAGUUGCCGGCUAUAGCAAGCCCUGCUCCUCUUUCACCUCACACUGUGUCACUUGCUCCUAAAGCUGUUUUGGCUCCAAAUGUUUUUCAGCAGAAAUGGCGACAGCUUCCAAUAUCAAUAUCACAGGAGAUAUUGAUGAAUCCGCAAGGAGUGGCCGCACUAACAACUCCACAGUCCUUAAUAAAGCACAUGCAAGGAAACUCAAUAAACUGUAUAGCUUCAGGAGGUCAAGCCCCUACCUUCAAGUUCUUCUUCUUCGCCCAGGAUGACCACCUGUGCACCUAUUUGGUGGAGCUUGUAGCUAAUUCAGCAUCUUCCAAAGCGCACGUAAAGAUUAAAGCCGAUGAUCAAACCACCUCUCAGCCCUUCUUUGAAUUGUUCCAGUCAACCUUAUCCAAGUUCCGUUGAGCCCUCCCUCCCCAGCCACAUUCUAUAAAUGUGUCUUCUUUAUAAGCAAACAUACCCUCUUUCGUUUUUCAGAGAGGGCCAAGGCAGAAUAAAUUAAAGAUAUUUAGUCGUAAAAUUGUAAAAGUGUGUGCGAGGAUUCCGGGAGGCUACCUUUAAAUUAAAUACAUGCACUUUGCUAUGCAGUAGCUUGUGGUAUGGGAUUGAUUGUUAGUAUUUUCAUUUAUUGUUAUCAUUACUCCACAUUGUUAGUUUAUUGCUAUUGUUGCCGCCGUGCUAUUGUUGUUGUUGUUGCUGCCGCCGCCGCUGCUGUAGAAAUGGUAUUUUAUUAGGAUAAGAAAAGUUAUUAUUAUUGUUAUUGUUGUUGUUAUUACUAUUAUUACUACUACUAUUAUUACUAUAUUAUUGUUGUGUUGCUGUUGUUAUUUCUUAAACUCAGAGUACAAAUAACUUGAUGUC
Molecule: messenger RNA, 3138 nt
Organism: Cuscuta epithymum
Lineage: Eukaryota; Viridiplantae; Streptophyta; Magnoliopsida; Solanales; Convolvulaceae
Source: the annotation of a GenBank genome assembly